Molecule: messenger RNA, 2721 nt
Organism: Alternaria atra
Lineage: Eukaryota; Fungi; Ascomycota; Dothideomycetes; Pleosporales; Pleosporaceae
Exons: 4
Coding region: 1-2721 (906 amino acids)
Cellular component (GO): membrane
Molecular function (GO): ATP hydrolysis activity; ATP binding; ABC-type transporter activity
Source: RefSeq, a predicted model, not a curated record
AUGUCAUCUUCCAGCACCGCGGAAGAUGUUGAGAAGGGCAGAGUAGGCUCGGACUAUGCGCAUCUGAACAACGAUGAAGUGAAGAGCUUUGGUUGGGCAGAUGUCACUGUCACAGUCAAGGAUAGAACAUCCCAACAACCGAUCGAUCUCCUAUCCAAUGUGAGUGGUAUGGUUGAAGCAGGCGAAAUGAUGGCCUUGAUGGGCCCAAGCGGCUCCGGAAAGACAACCCUUCUCAACAUCCUCGCCCACCGCGCCGCAAUACCCAAGGCCACCAUCCAACAGACCCUCCGCAUAAAUGGCGCCCCAACAACACUAGCUGCAUUCCGCAAAUUAAGUUCCUACGUCGAGCAAGAAGAUGCGCUAAUCGGCUCGCUCACUGUCCGCGAAACACUCUACUUUGCUGCUCAACUGGCACUCCCAAGUUCGAUACCCGCAUCAUCCCGCAAAGCCCUGAUCACUUCCCUCCUCGCCUCCUUCGGUCUCACCGCCCAAGCUGAUACUCUAAUCGGCACACCGAUCCGCAAAGGCGUGUCUGGCGGGCAGAAGAGACGAGUCAGCGUUGCCAGCCAACUCAUUACGUCCCCAAAACUGUUGUUCCUCGACGAACCAACCAGUGGAUUAGAUUCGGCGGCUAGCUACGAAGUCAUCAAAUUUGUCCGGGAUAUUGCGAAAAAGUAUAGGAUCUUAGUGAUUGCGUCGAUUCAUCAGCCAAGUACAGCGACGUUUGGCUUGUUUGACAAACUCAUGCUAUUGAGCAGGGGAAAGUGCGUUUAUAAUGGGGAGGUAAAGGGUGUGCAGGGGUGGUUUGAGGGAUUGGGGUAUGAAAUGCCGCUAUACACCAAUCCAGCUGAAUUCGUCAUCGACCUCAUCAACACCGAUUUCUCCCAAGACAGCAACAUCGCAUCGCAAAGGCUUACCCACCUCCAUACUUCCUGGGCCACAUCCCCCGCCGCAGCAACACUCUCGGAAAAUCUCCGCGUAACCGCUGUCACAGCUCCAACCUCCCAUAUCCCAUCUUCUCUUUCAGCCCCCUCCUCCAGCACCCAUGCCUCCCCCCUCUCAACCCUCUGGCCCCUGAUCCACCGCUCCUUUAUAAAAUCUUACCGGGACAUCGUCGCUUACGGCAUCCGAAUAGCCAUGUACCUCGGUCUGGCCAUAAUGAUGGGCACAGUCUGGCUCCGUCUCUCUCCCACGCAAUCCAACAUCCAGGCCUUUACAAACGCCAUCUUCUUCGGUGGCGCCUUCAUGUCCUUCAUGGCCGUAGCGUACAUUCCAGCAUACCUCGAGGACCUCGCCAUCUACCAAAAGGAACGCGCGAAUGGCCUUUAUGGCCCCACGGCUUUCAUGCUGGCCAAUUUCGUUGUGGGAGUUCCGUACCUUUUCCUCAUUACGAUUUUGUUUAGCGUAGUGAGCUAUUGGUUGGGUGGGUUCAGACCGAGUGCUGAGGGGUUUUGGAUAUGGGUGCUUUGGUUGUUCCUGGACCUGCUAGCUGCCGAGUCUUUGGUCGUGUUGCUUUCGAGUCUCAUACCUAUCUUUGUUGUUGCGCUUGCAGCGACGGCGUUUGCCAAUGGCCUUUGGAUGUGUGUCAAUGGGUUCAUGGUGCAGCCUGAUACACUCAAUGUCUUUUGGAGGAUGUCUUCAUACGAUCUUACAAAUGAGCAAGGCCUUCAAGAAUAUCUUGAGGCGCAUCAAUCCGCACCAACCAGCGUACAGCUUCUCUCAGGAGGCAGUGCAAACUAUGUCUACCGUAUCACAAAACAUGAUGGCUCAACGCGCAUCUUGAAACAUGCAGAGCCCUAUCUGCACAGCAACAAAGACUUUGCACUCGAUCCCACGCGUAUGGAUUACGAAGCCCGGAUUUUAGAGGCCCUAUCCUCCACCGAGAGCCCCCUGCCCGCAACUCCUCCUAAAUCGAACGUACACGCAGUGCAACUGUUGAGCUACGAUAAGACGAACAAGCUACUCGAAAUUGAGGAUGGCGGUAGUCGUAAUCUGAAGGACGCUUACAUCGACCUAAAGCUCGAUAUACCACACAUCGGAGAGCAGCUGGGAAGAUGGCUCGUUGCAUUGCACGUAUUCGCGAAGAACAUCUCCCUCGCUUCACCGGACGAGGAUCGAGGCAUCAACAAUAACCCCAUUGCGGUUAACAUUUAUCGGUAUCCCUACAACGGCCUGCACACCGCCCUGACGCAAUUUGGUUACGAUCCCCAGUUAGCCGACCUUAUCAACGAAAGAUUCGGGAGUCUAAUUGCAACAGAUAAUGAGUGCAUCUGCCACGGCGACUUUUGGCCUGGCAAUGUUCUCGUGCGGGACGUUGAGCAGCAGCCGGUCGAUUUAACGGUCGUAGACUGGGAACUGGUGCGCCGCGGCACCAGCGCAACCGAUGUUGGUCAGUUCGCUGCCGAAGCAUUCCUUCUUGAUCGCUUUAGAGGUGGUAGAGGUUUGCUCAGCGCGUUCUUGCACGCCUAUGUUGUGGCUCGGGAGCAUACAGAGGCGCUUGGUAAAGCGUGGUUAACGAGGGUGGUGGUGCACUGGGCAGUUCACAUUGCAUUCUGGCCUACUAUGGUUACAUGGUCAAACGAGGAAGAGACGAAGAUACUUGUCGAUGUGGGCGUUGCUACUUUGGAGAACGUUCUGAAAGAGGACUGGGAGAAGGUGUUGGAGUCACCACUAUUGAGAGAUGUGAGGGAAAGGUAUGCUACGCUGUUGGUACGACCUUGA